This is a messenger RNA of Mytilinidion resinicola, 1404 nucleotides long. RefSeq names its product DNA glycosylase. The transcript has 3 exons. Gene Ontology annotation, biological process: base-excision repair; base-excision repair, AP site formation; nucleotide-excision repair. Gene Ontology annotation, molecular function: 8-oxo-7,8-dihydroguanine DNA N-glycosylase activity; damaged DNA binding. Bases 33 to 1277 code for a protein of 414 amino acids. NCBI's taxonomy places the organism in Eukaryota, Fungi, Ascomycota, Dothideomycetes, Mytilinidiales, Mytilinidiaceae. The record is from RefSeq and is a predicted model, not a curated record. Gene Ontology annotation, cellular component: nucleus.
CGCGUCGCGAAUCUGCCUCUCUGCAGGGCGAAAUGCCUUCCCUACGCGCAUCCGAGUGGCAGAACCUGCCUGUCAGCUUGAAGGAGCUCUGCAUCAAUACCACAUUGCGCUGCGGCCAAUCUUUCCGGUGGAGGAAGUCUGCAGAGGACGAAUGGUCUCUCGCACUCCACGGGCGCAUCCUCUCACUCCGACAAGACUCUGAACGUCUACACUACCGCGCAUCCUUCCCCAGCGCCGCCCUGGCACCCCCUACUCCUCCCGCCUCUACUGUCCCGUCUGCUGCCGAAUCGGUAAAUCAAGACGACGAUGACACCCUCGCCCUCGUCAAGCACUACUUCAACCUCACCCCGAAUCUCGCCCAGCUCUACGACCAGUGGGCGCUGGCCGACCCCAAUUUCAGGAAGAGAGCGCCCAAGUUCACAGGGGUGCGCAUACUGCAGCAAGACGCGUGGGAAGCUCUCAUAGGCUUCAUCUGCAGCAGUAACAACAACAUAUCGCGCAUCUCCCAGAUGGUCCACAAUCUCUGCCUGCACUAUGGUCCGCUGAUAGGCCAUGUUGGAGCCACUCCCUACCACGACUUUCCUACCCCCAAGGCGUUGACCGGACCGAAAGUGGAGCAACAUUUGCAGAAGCUGGGAUUUGGAUACAGGGCGAAAUAUAUCUACAAGACUGCGGUAAUGGUGGAAGAGAAGGGUCUGGACUGGCUCCAGGAUCUGUGUAACCCGGAGAACCCUCCGCUUGGUGUGGAUCCUAAGCCUGCGGGCGAGCUUGUUGAAGGAGGGCGUGGGGGUUACAGGAGAGCGCACGAGGAACUGUUGGCAUUGCAUGGAGUAGGGCCCAAGGUGGCAGACUGUGUUUGCUUGAUGGGCCUCGGUUGGUCCGAGUCGGUGCCCGUCGACACUCAUGUCUGGCAAAUCGCGCAGCGAGACUACAAGUUCGGUAAAGGCAAGCACAGCAGUCUCACCAAGGCAACCUACGAUGCGGUCGCGAAUCGCUUUCGAAGUCUGUGGGGCAAGGAAGCUGGCUGGGCACAUUCAGUACUAUUCACCGCCGAUCUCAAGACCUUCUCAGAGCGGUUGGUAGCCAAAGUGGAAGUGAAGGAGGAAACCGUCGUCAAGAUCGAGGUCGAUGGCAUCAAGCAAGAAGCAGAUAUGGUUCGGAUGGAGACGAUUACCGAGAAACGGGUGAAGCGACCGUUCGUGAAAGAGGAACAUCAAGUUCUAGAAGUCAAAGAGGAGAAGGUUACUCGGAAGAGGGCGAAGAGAACGAAAACCUAAUUGCAUCACAUUGACAUGUAUAAUCAUCGUGUAAGUAUGAAAGGUAACGGGGUCACCAAUUCAAAAUAAUCUCAGCAAUGUUAUCGCGAUCAUCGAUCUAGUUGCAUCAAACUCAAUUAUCUGCGCG